GCCACUGAUAAUCUCCUUCAAGGUCUUGAUAAAUUAUUUGCAAAAUUUUGACUCUUUAGGGCGAUUUCAAGUCUGGUCGAGGAAAUGGUGAACUCUGUGUUUUUGCUCGCGCUGCAGUCAUGUCUACUUCACCGUGCGUCUUAGAUUAAUUAACCUUUGUGAAAGCGUUGUAAACAAAGACAGGCAGCUACAAAGCGGCACGGAAAAACAAAGCGGGUUAAGUGAGGCGUGUGACGAGGGUUUUAUUAGUUCUAGCUCCCAUCGGUGGGUUUUGUGAUGUGUGGUCGCGGGCGAGGAGACUGGAAACCAGGACGGUUCCUUUGUGCAUCCCCGGUGAGUUCCACACGUGAAGUUAGCGGCGGAAUUUGAAUAUUUUAUUUAAACUGUCGUGAAAGCGCCCUUUUGUUGAGGCCCAAACUUCAAUAAGGAAAUUAACGAGUAAUUUGGCUAAGUUUCGGUUUGAUGGGCAUGUGAUAAUUAGCCAUUCACUAUUUAAUCGUCAGCGACAGGCGGCCCUGUGUAAUGUCAACAGCACCGCUCAACCAGUGAUUCCAAAGGCUCGCUGGAAGCGGCUCCGGACAAUAGAAGUUUUUGAAGUCAGCCGGGCUGUUUUGCAAGCUCUAUUUAAGUUGAUAGCUAAAGUACACAAGGUGCUAUAGCCUUCAAAAGCGACCCAGCUGGUGGAACAGAUACAGUGCCCUGUGAACCUGCUAGGGUAAAGAACUAGGAUCUCUUUCACGCUCUAGUAUCGUAACAAGAUGCCUAGACCACUACGAAACAGUUACGGCAGCGCUAAACCUCCGUACUCCUAUAUCUCUCUCACGGCUAUGGCGAUACAGAGCUCACCGCAAAAGAUGCUCUCUCUGAGCGAGAUCUACCAAUUCAUCAUGGACCAUUUUCCCUUCUACCGCGAUAACACGCAACGCUGGCAGAACUCCCUUCGUCACAACUUAUCGUUCAAUGAUUGUUUCGUGAAGAUUCCUCGUCGUCCUGAUCAGCCAGGAAAAGGAAGCUUGUGGGCUCUUCACCCAGACUGUGGCACAAUGUUCGAGAAUGGCAGCUUUCUAAGGCGCCGUAAACGCUUUAAGUCAGAACGAGAAAGGACAUCAAAACUCGCCAAGCUUAUCAGCGCGACGAGAGAAGACGAGGAUGAACUCAGCCCGUCUGAGCAAGAGAGUGCUCCAAGCCCGACGGGAUUCAAGCACCCAUUCGCCAUCGAGAACUUAAUAGGCGUCGAAAGAAAAAGCACACCGUUGGCGACGGCCCCGGCACCGAUUCCCUCUCUUCCUACAUGUCCUACGUGCGUGAAUACUCCGACUUCUACGGGACUUUCUGGGUACCAGAACAAUCUUUGGGCUCCGAUACCGACCUACUGUGCGAAACCGUGCGCGCACCAUCGCGAGACAAGUAGAAAGGAGCUUGAAUAUGCGUCGCGAUUUCGACCGGCUUACGCGCGCUACGCUCCCGAGCUAGGCUGCGUAAGUGAAGUUAUUCCCUUCUACUCCUCCGUGACGAACACUUCGUACGCUUCGCCUAUGUUUAGAUGAGAGUUGGGGACUUAAAGAGGACUUGUUCGCGUGAGACAGACAGUUGAAAGUACCUAGUCAAUGGUGUCCGUCAUCGGGUAAUAUGCGCCUAUUUACGACGUAAUGGAGCGCGAAAGCUCUUCACACCGAUCAACUUUCUAUCGUGGAAGGAACGAUGCGAUACUCGAGACUCUCCAACCAUGAUUAGGCGCCUAUUUCUGGUCAUUAAACAAGGGAUUGUUGAGGUUAAAGACUUGGCCCGAAGUGUUGUCUCCAUCUCGCAAGACACAGCAUUGCGUUUAUUCUUACACCAUUUCCAUUGACUUUGUAUAUAGCUCAUGAUUAUUGUAUAUAUUGACCGAAAUGAUUUUUUCUCGCGAUUGGACAUUCCUCACAUUGAGAGGAUAAAUUUUGAGUUCUUACAUAAUGGGGAGCUAGUUCUUGUGGCAUCUUAGAAGAACCCACUCUUUAUCCUAUUUCUAGAGGAAACAUUUAAAGUGAGAUCUAUAUUUUUUAUCCGUUACAAAUACCCAUUCGCCCAAAGUGUAUAUAGUUUAACUGUGGCAAAGGAAAAUCAAAAUUACUAUUACUUUAUUGGAAAUUUGGAAUCAUAUAGAGUAUGAACACAGAAAUAUCUAACUGAACUUUAUUACAUGACGUAGGAGCUAGAAAACCAAGAAAUUCAUAUCCUGAUAUGUUCCUUGUUCUUCUAGAAAUAAUUUUAAUACACCUAUAAAUUCAUGAAUCACUUUAGUUUGUUGAAGUGAUCAAAUUAGAGUAUAUAUUUAAACUAGAUUAUUCUGUCAACAUUUGUCUUCUAUCGAUCAUUGUAAACUUGUGCCUUUAUUGAUUUUUCUUGUAGACUUGAAGCAGUUACAUUAAAGAGGCAUUCUAAGAAUGUGCACAUUGAUCCUUACACGUCGUUUUUUUUUGUAAAAACCAUUCACUACUUGACAACUUAGCUUGUCAGAGCUGAAACGACAUGUUCAAGUUUUUUGGUUCUAUAACUAACCACAUCCUCCAACUAAAUUAUCCCAAACAAUUCUUCUCCUCCUAUUUCCCCUUGGUCUCUUCCCUUACACUCGCUUCAAGUCUCAGAGAACGGGGAAGAACCAGGAGCCUAAGCGAAUCACACGUGUUCAGUGGCGCUUUGGAUGCAAAGUAUAAAAAGAGCUGGGUUUCGGUUUCUUCUCAAAUCAGCAAAUAAUCCAAGCGAAAGAGCAUUUGAGAGAAAAGUUUGAAAAAAACAAUACGAGACGGUUUCGUCUUCUAGACGAAUUUUGCACAUUUGUAAAAGGAUUUUAGUACAGAUUUGAUGGGUUUCAAGAUAUUCCAACGAAGCACCAGUCGUGUAGGACGGACACUUAGUUUUCAUCGUCGUAGAAACUCAAACGCGAGAGACGAUGGGCAGAGAGAGCGAAGGAUUAGUCGACUUCGCGCUGGAAGUUCUGACCGAAACACCAGUGAUUCUGCCUCACGUGCUAUUGGAACGGCGCUAAGAAACAUUGGCGACGAGCUCAACAACAGCAGGUUGAGUUUAAUGUCAAUCACUCCAUCGUAGAAGGGACUGAAGUGGGGGACGCGUGUAAAACAUGAACUGGCAAGAAGUGUAAACAUUACAUGGAAAUUACACUUGAUUUAACUUGAUGAAAGCUUGCAAAACUAUGGACUGAAAGACUGGCCGCUUCUCCGGUUGGCAAGGAUACCAGGGUGAUUGAGAGUUGCAAGAAACGAACUUCAAGAUUUGAAAUAGUUAUGAAAAAGCUAAUUUAGCAUCUAACACUUAGUUGUCUAACUUCUUAUAAAACAGCUACUUACACCCAAGCCAUUAUUUAGUCACUGUACAGGGCCGUAGCACGGGGUGGGGCAUCGCGGGCACGUGCCUCCCACCCCCCAAUAUUUAAAAAAUAUAUAAGGAAAUUACCAGAACAUCUUUUUUUUUUCUAAAGAUAUAUCUGAACUAUGUUUAUAUAUCUUUAAAAAAAAGCUUUGCAGUUGUUUUAUUCCCGUUAGAAGAUGAUACUAUUUUCCAGAACUGUGUAUAUACUAUUCAUAUUUAUUUAAUGCAGAGAAUAAAGUAGAAGUAUUUUACAUAA
This is a messenger RNA of Nematostella vectensis (starlet sea anemone), 3622 nucleotides long. Its product is annotated as forkhead box protein B1. Bases 759 to 1547 code for a protein of 262 amino acids. The record is from RefSeq and is a predicted model, not a curated record. NCBI's taxonomy places the organism in Eukaryota, Metazoa, Cnidaria, Anthozoa, Actiniaria, Edwardsiidae. The transcript is spliced from 4 exons. Gene Ontology annotation, molecular function: DNA-binding transcription factor activity, RNA polymerase II-specific; RNA polymerase II cis-regulatory region sequence-specific DNA binding. Gene Ontology annotation, biological process: regulation of transcription by RNA polymerase II; anatomical structure morphogenesis; cell differentiation.